This is a messenger RNA of Heteronotia binoei (common prickly gecko), 7033 nucleotides long. RefSeq names its product zinc finger DHHC-type palmitoyltransferase 2 (gene ZDHHC2). Gene Ontology annotation, molecular function: protein-cysteine S-palmitoyltransferase activity. Lineage: Eukaryota; Metazoa; Chordata; Lepidosauria; Squamata; Gekkonidae. Gene Ontology annotation, biological process: peptidyl-L-cysteine S-palmitoylation; protein targeting to membrane. The record is from RefSeq and is a predicted model, not a curated record. The transcript is spliced from 13 exons. Bases 215 to 1369 code for a protein of 384 amino acids. Gene Ontology annotation, cellular component: endoplasmic reticulum; Golgi apparatus.
GGGAGUCGGGGGUUGGAGGCUCUGAGGGGAGGAGCGGCCGCUCCGUUCCGCGCCGCCAGGCAGGCGAAGGAGGGCUAGGAGAGGAGGGAAGAGCGCCGGGACCGCGCACAGGCGCCGCCGCCUCCAGUGGUGGGGAUGUGGUGCGAGGGCCCCGGCCCUCCCGUCGGCCUGAACAGCUAAACGAGCCAAGGCGGAGGAAACGGGACGUGGGAAGAUGGCGCCGCCCGCGACGGCGCCCAGUUCUUCCUCUUCCACAAGGGGCUCGGGGAUCCGGAGCAGCUCUCGGCGGGCAGGUGUGAGGCAACGCUGCCAGUGGCUGCUUUAUUGGGUGCCGGUUCUGUUCAUCUGCAGCAUCCUCUGCUGGUCCUAUUACGCCUAUGUUGUCCAACUCUGUCUGCUAACCAUGACAAAUGUUGGAGAAAAAGUGAUGUGCCUGAUUGCCUAUCAUCUCUUUUUUACAAUGCUUGUGUGGUCUUAUUGGAAAACAAUCUUUACGUUACCAAUGCAUCCUUCCAAAGAAUUCUACCUGACCUAUGCAGACAAAGAAUUGUUGGAAAGAGAACCUAGAGGUGAAACUCCUCAAGAAGUGUUGAAGAGAGCAGCCAAGGACCUCCCUGUCUAUACAAGAACAAUGUCUGGAGCUAUCAGAUACUGUGACCGAUGCCAACUUGUAAAACCAGAUCGUUGCCAUCACUGCUCUGCCUGUGACGAAUGUAUUUUGAAAAUGGACCAUCAUUGCCCUUGGGUGAACAACUGUGUUGGAUUCUCCAAUUACAAGUUUUUCCUCCUUUUCUUGGCAUAUUCUCUGUUAUACUGCCUUUUCAUUGCUGCAAGUGAUUUACAGUAUUUUAUUAAAUUCUGGACGAAUGGCCUUUCAGAUACUCAAGCCAAGUUCCAUAUCAUGUUUUUAUUCUUUGCUGCAGCCAUGUUCUCUAUCAGCUUAUCCUCUCUUUUUGGAUAUCACUGUUGGCUGGUCAGCAAAAAUAAAUCAACACUAGAGGCAUUCAGAGCACCCAUUUUCCGACAUGGAACAGAUAAGAAUGGAUUUAGCUUGGGCUUCAGCAAAAAUAUAAGACAAGUCUUUGGAGAUGAGAAAAAACACUGGUUCUUGCCCAUUUUUUCUAGUCAAGGGGAUGGCUGUUCCUUUCCUACUUGCCUUGUUACCCAAGAUCUUGAACAAGCUUCCACUCCUUCUGGACUCAUUUCAGCAAACAAAAAUGAGAGUCACCAUUUUCCAGCAAAGCCAUUACGAGACUCCCAAAGCCACCUUCUUACUGACGCUCAUUCUUGGACGGAAACUAAUGCAAGCAUUGAGAAGAACAAACUAGGUAUGAGCAAUCCUGCACUAACUAUGGAAAAUGAAACCUAGCAAAUUCAAGUUAAAAAGUAUCCUGGAUGUUCAAGCUUGGAACUGUUGCUGAGAGGAAGAAGGAUUCUUCCACAACAUCAGCAUCCAUCAACCAGCUGUUCCAGUCCACUGCUGUGUGGAUGGGUUUAGAAGAUAUUUCAAGACCUAAUUUAUCUGUCUUCAUAUCAUUGCUUGAAAUACAAGACCUGUUGUCACCUCUUGAUGUGUAUAGAAGAAUGUUUUGGUUAACACAAAGUAUUGUUAAAAUUCAAAAGGCAAGUCUUGAACAUUAUAGAUGGAAAACAGGAAGUCUUUCAUUAAGACAUAAAAGAGAACACUUAACCCUUUGCAAUGUAAGGGUGUUUUAUGCAUUUGCAUUGGUACUUCAGGUAUUGAUAACCUGUCUGUGCUCAUGCAGCAAUUCUUCAUUCUUUAAAUCUUGCCUCUGGUUUCCAGGUGCACACCUAUCCUUAAAGCUGGGAAUAUGUAAACAGUUUUGAUCUAUUGAUCAAUUAGACGUGAUCAAACUGUAUUUUGAUUUCUGCCUUUCAGCAGAGUUAGUGAUACAGUGUUAAACUGAUCUCUAAUAAUUGAAAGACAACCGUACCUACGUUACCCCUUUUCUCCUUCAUGCAGAUUGUCUACAUAAUUAAUUCACACUGGAGAAGCAAAAUCAUACAAACCUAAUUAUGUGUAUCUAAGGGCACACAGUUUAAAAUGUCAGAGAAUAAUCUUUUGAAACUAAACUUACUAUUUGGUACCCAAUUAUAUGGGAAAUAUCUGAUACUAAUAUUUCUUAAGAACUGUUGAUAUGAUAAUCUUAUCUUAGGUUUGUUCCUUUUAAGAGACUGAUUUAAUAACAGUAUUGUCAAAGUUUGACGUACUAUCCUUGAAUUGCAGCAUUCCUCAUUACCCUGAUGAUGUAUAUUCGAGGAGAUGGGUGUUAUUAUGUAAUAUAUACUGUGGUUCUGAUCACACUGAUGAAGCCAAGAGGGCCUUGCAGAAGAACAUUUUAAAUUAAACUAGCCCAUUGUGCAGGCCUUCAGGAUAGGUUUUGUCGAAUCAGUUCUGCUUUAAGAUUUUUUUUUCAGAGAGUUUUGAAGCCAACAAAAUUGCAUUGUUACAAACAUAUCAGUGCCUUUGCAUGCACCAUUCGGCAGAUGAAGUGUCAGAUUUAAUGUAACACAGUUGGUUUAAAUAAAGUACAGGGUGGUCAUAUUUAAUUCCAAAAUAGUUCAUACUCUUGAUUUCAUUUUUAGCCAAGAAACUGAGGUGAUGAAAUCAUACAGUUCAUUCUCAGGCAACCAUUGAAAAUUAAAAAUCGUAGCUUUCAAAGUCGAUUUGGCAAUCAUUUUUUUUCAUAAGUAAAGUAUAAAGUAUAUGACAUUGUGCAUAAAAUACAAACAUCUUCAGAAGCAUGAAGAAGUUUUAGAAUGUCAUGCCUGAGAUGAUUAGUGCUUUUCUACUAUUUCAGAAAACCAUUAUUUUUUUAUUUACACUUCCUGCAACACAAAAUAGAUACAACUUUGAUCAUUACUUCAAAAUGAUUCUCUUUGGGAUGGCUGUAAAAUCCAUUUAGAGAUAGCAUGACGUCUCUGUAGUAUUAUUGCAGCUAUACAAUAGUGGAUUUGGAGGGUCUUAUUUCCAGCAUUUUAAUUCAUACUAAGACUGUUUGCAGGCUCAAUCACCAAAAGUGCCAGAACAUGACUCCUUGGAGUAGGAUAUUUGAGAACCUUGUGUGCAGUAGCACAUAGUUUUACACAAUAUAUGUAGCCAUUUUGCAGCUGCUAGUUGCCAUAGCAUAGUUGUAUUUUCUUUAAUGUUACUAUUAAUUUGCUUCUCUUUUUCAAGCUUGGAAUCAAUCAGAAAAAAUAGGAAUAGAAUGGACAAAAGACUUACUUUCAGUGCUCAGUCAUCAUGCACCUAUUGUGUUGUGUGUGCUAGUUGCAGGGCUGCCUUUAAUAUUUACCUGUGCUCAUUAAAAUAUGUGUAAAAAUGAAGUGAAAAUACUCAAAGCUGGAAUUCAGUUUUCAUAUGAUACAUUUAUUACAAGUAAAAUAUGCCUGAAAUAUAAUUUUUUAGCAAAAUGCAGAGAACAUUUAAAAUGACUGUCUUCCCUGCUUUGUAGAAAAGGCUGAUGUGUACAUUCUGUCUGAUUGUAUUUUUUUUCUUUUGGGGGGAAGGGAGGUUUCAUGCAGAAUAAUGCUGCAUUAGGGUUUUUUCCAGCUGUCCACUUGUUAGAAGGCAGAAAGUGAAGACUGGGAGGAUGAAUGGCUCUUGUACCUCAAAGCUGAACGUAUUAUCUCUGAAGCAAAUUGUAUUGAUUUUAGUGAGCAGUGGAACCUUCCACUGAAAGCAUGAGGAAGCAGGGCCAGGGGACAGCACUAACCCUAAACAAAGGACAAGGUGGAGACUGUUUUGGGGUAGAAACAGGAUUCUUGACAACUUGUAUAAUUUAUCAUUUGGGAAGACAAAUUUCCUAUGGUGCAAAAUUGGGGCAGGGGAGACUAUGGUUUCUAUUGGAAGGGAAUUUUCUCUUAUUACAGCUCCACAUUUACCCCUUAGGGUGUUCCUAAGGGUCCCUGUCCCCCAAGAGCAAUAUUGGAAGGCGAGGGGGGAGAGAGAUGCCUUCUAAGAGCAGAAACCAAACUCUGGACCCACCUCUUGCUCAGUUCAUUCUAGAACAGCCCCAUAAUACACUUCAGAUAUUCUGUUUGUUUAUUCUCUCACAAAUACACAUUCAUAGUUCACUGUGUACACGUUAACGGUACAUAUCCAGAACCGUUAUAGGAAGUGUCAGUUGGCUGACCUGCUGUAGAAUAACUUCAGCAUCACUAUAGCUUUCGUUCGGUGUUCUUUUGUAUGAGAUGUUCUGACUUUUUACAGAAAAUGUUUUUGAUGUAAAGAUUGGGAUUUCUUGAAUGGUAUUUUCAAUGCUAUCUGCACAGUACUUUAAUAUGAAAAAGUGAGAAAGAAAACUGCCAGUCUUUCUGGUUACCUUUACAAUUUUAGAACAAUUUUGACUAACUUUUAUUUAUUUUGGUUUUUGCACAGCAAAGAAGUGAGCUGAUAAGCUAGUGGAAUAGCCAAAAUUAAGAAACUAGUAAUUUUUUAGAUUAAGAUUUCAGCUGACCAGUAAUAUAGUAAGGUGACCUUGCCCCAUAUAGCAGAAGUUGUCACUAUAAAUAGAUUGUCAAACUACUGCACAUGGGAUCAGGUAUCAUGCACAUGCAUACUUCCCUGUAAUUAGACAAAUUUAAUACAGUCUUACAGAACUAGAUAAAAUGCUGUAUCUAUAUCUUUAAGAAAAUAUCAUGGCAGCUAUGUUACAGUUUGAUAUGACCCCUUGUAUAUAACAACACUGUCCUAGUAUAUUAUGCACUUGGGUGAAUAUUCUCGAACUGUGGGGCAGCCAGGCACAUCCCACGCUAGGGUGCUGCUUGUGGCAAUCAUCAUCCCAAUCCUUGGAAUACUUUUACCUGGCCAUUCUCCCCCCCCCCCACACACACACAAAAUGAUAAUUACAACAGGCAGUUGUACUACAUGCAUAUUUCUGAUAUCCACAAUUCAACUGGGGGGCUGAACUGGAUGGGUAGGUAGCUCAAACUGGUACGAACCCAACUGGUAGUACCCAGUUAUCACAAGUUUCCUUAAACCAAACUUUCCUGAUUGAUGGCAAAGGGAUUGAUGGGAAAUGAAAGUACAUUUGUACUUUCCAGACUUGUGAAAUAUUUGCAUGUAUCAAACUCACAGCAUAAGUUGGUGCUCCUAGCUAUUAUCUCUCUGAGUACAUGGAAGUUAUUACUGAUUAAUAACCAUGAUCUGCCAUACUUGUUAAUGGUUAUUCAAAUAAGUGGUCUUCAAGGCCAGGUGGGUAUGCUUAUGUAAAAUAGACAUUUAAGAACUGGUUCAGACCAUCAGUGGUUCCGUAGAUAUUCAGUCAGCAUUAUAUACACUUCCAGGCAAGUUUUCAGACAUAGUGUAUGAGAGUGUGUGCAGGAACUGUGCAAUUUAACAGCCUCACCCCUUCGUAGGGUAGUUGUCAGAGCUUGACAGGUGUUUUAAAAAUACUUGAAUGAUUUUAGAAACAUAUUGCUGGGUAGAACUGAAGUAAUAAAAUUAUAAAUCUCAUUUUUCAGUUUUGUUUAAAAGGAGCAGCUUUAUCUUCCAUAAUUAUUACAUACUGGGCAGUAAAAACGAAAUGCAUUGUAGCAUUAUCAGAAUUACUUAGGAGAGUUUGUGUGGUGCAUCUGUAAAGGUCCUUCAGUUCCAGUUUAUUUUUUUCAAAUGUGCUUGUGAUGAUGGAGUACUGCAUUUUACCAAGCUGUGUUAACUUUUUUUCAUAAGCAGAUAGAAUACUGCCCCGGUAGACUAUUGAGAGCUCUCUAUGUUUAAUCAGAUUUUUUUAACAGGGAAAGGAGUGCUUUCAUAAGCAGAAUGAUUCCUACCUUAAUCUUUUAGAUUUCUACCUAAGCAUCCAACAGAAUUGAAGAAACAAAUUAAACAUAGCAUUUCCAGUCACCCGGUGGCAAAUCUGAAAUAUUUUCAAUCACUACAAAAUAUGCACAGAAAAUAGGCACAACAGUAUUAUUCUUCAGAAAUCUCAUAGCCAGGAACGAAUGUAUAUAGGACCAACCAAAAUGGACACAAAAUACUGUACAAGCUUUAAGACCUUUGGUCCAGAAACAGUACUGCUUUAAUACAGCACUUACAACAGCUUUUGAGAUCAAAAUCUCUGUACAGCCUUGGCUGUAAAUUACUUCUUUCAUAGAAGAAAACCAUGACCUUGAAAUAAUAUAAUGGCAAGCUGAACUAAUUAGGAAGUAAGUUGUGGAACUGGCCUGGCCCUCCCCUUCUCAGUCCCAGACCACUAUUUUGGAAGGUAGGUAACUGCUUGGCUAAUUAAUGCACCAGAAACUAAUUACAAACCACAGUAGUAAAACAUGACCUGCCACUGAGGACUAUACAAAAUAUAUAACACCAUUCUGCAUUAGCAAGGCAAAGUAUUGGAAGGAAUCAAAGUUCUUAAUUAUGUAAUAGGCUCAACCUAGGAUCCUCUUACAUUCCAGCAACAGACUUUAAGUCUGAUGCCAAAUCCAGUACAGAGGAAAACAGCGAGAGAAAGCAAAACAAAAAGGUUGCAUUUUGCUCUCCACUGGUUAAAUCCAGUUAUUUAAGUAGUUACUUUUUGGGUGUUACAUGGCUUUAGACAAAAGCAAGGUGCAUGCAUAACGAAAGCAAUUAUAGAGUGACUGUUGGAAACUAGCCUUUCGGCAUACUCAGGGUGCUACGAGUGGACAAUUUCAUUUCACCUGCAGUGACUCAUUCUCAGACAUUAAUGACAGAUUACUCACGGCUUUGUAUCCCUCUCCUCGUUUCUUCAAUACUUCUGGUGAGUCUUUUGAAGUGGAAUGAGGUCAGCCUCAAAAUGUUCUGCUCUGGAAGUGCUUUGAACUUCUCAUCCUCCUGUAUUAAAGAGGCGGGUGGGAACCCUGGAAACCAUUCCCAAUGCUUGCCUGAAUAUGCAUUGCUAAGAAGCAACACUACAUAGCUGUAGAUCUUGCACAGAGAGUGGAAACAAAUGUUUUGCUUCGCUUCUGUUUGUAUUCUGUAAAGCAGUAUUAUGUAUUUUUGUAUCACAUUAACUUGCUGCUGGAAAAAAAAUUAAAAACCUUUAAGAUAAAA